AUGAGCGAUAGCGAUUCAGACUCUACGCCUCAGAGGCGCAGUGCCCGCGAGCGCGCCCAAUGGAUGACCAAGGGAGCUCUGGUUCGAGACGAUUCUGAUGAUGAACUAGGGGUCGAGGACCUUCCAUGGGAAUGGAUUUACGACGCAAAUGAAGAGAUUACCCAAGAAACCGAAACCAAAGAUGAUACCCCGGCGAAACGUAGACGAAGACGAUCCUCCCGUCCCGCCCACCAAAAACGCAAAAUCGUCGGCGCGCAAAUGGGUCAAUUCCAAUGCAAAGUGGGCGAUGUGAUUCUCUUGAAAUCCCCUGAAGCUGGAAAGGACUGGGUUGGCAUCAUUACAGAAUUUCUGGAAGAGGAGGAUGAAGACGAAGAAGACGAGAUCAUCAAAUCUGCCAAUAUUAUGUGGUUCGCAUCCCCCGACGAAUUCAUGGGCACAAGAAACAAACGCCGGACCGACGCCUUGCCCAACGAACAGUACAUCACACUCGAUUUCAACAGCAACCCCUUGACAUCAAUCAGCGGCAAAGGGGCGGUCAUGUCUCAGAGCGCCUUCAGUGCCAAAUACCCCAAUGGCCCUCCAAAGAAUAAGACCGAAUUGGCGGAAUACAACAAGUGCAUUGUUUGUCGACGAGGCGUGAACCAGGUUCAAGGACGGUAUACCGAUGAAUUUAUCUGGGAGCAGGUGUACAAUGAAGACGACAUCCAACAUCUGAUCAAUUGGGUCAGGGAUGGCUUGAAGGCUUCCAGAAAACGGAAGGCUGCGGACGAUGAAUAUGUCGAAACCAAAGAGACCACGGUACCUACGACCCCGAGAAAGAGGCAGCGACUAGCAGCAACGAAUGCCACGCCACAAUCACAGCGCAAGAAGGCCAUGAUGACUCCGACCCAUAAACGGAUCGUUGUAAAAAAACCACUUGAGUUUACUCCUCUGGGUACCCGUGUCCUGUCACCCACACAUUUCGACUCUCCCUACCGUCAAGCUCGGAAUUUGCUACAUGUCUCCACUGUUCCAGACUCAUUACCGUGUCGGAAGACCGAGUUCAACACUGUAUACAACCAUCUUAGCGCUGCGAUCAUGGAAGGUACAGGUGCUUGUAUCUAUAUCUCUGGUACCCCCGGCACUGGCAAGACUGCCACGGUGCGUGAGGUGGUUGCACAGCUAAACGGUGCCGUGCAUGAAGAAGAGAUGGACGAUUUCAUCUUUGUCGAGAUUAACGGCAUGAAAGUCACCGACCCCCAUCAAUCCUACUCCUUACUGUGGGAAGCCUUGAAGGGCGACCGAGUAUCACCAUCGCACGCAUUAGAUCUUCUCGAAAGAGAAUUCUCAAAUCCCUCCCCUCGUCGGGUCUCUUGCGUUGUGCUCAUGGAUGAGUUGGAUCAGCUUGUCACAAAGAAUCAGUCUGUCAUGUAUAACUUCUUCAACUGGCCUGCUCUCCGCCACUCGCGCCUCAUUGUCCUGGCUGUCGCAAACACCAUGGAUCUCCCCGAAAGAACCCUAAGCAACAAGAUCUCCAGUCGUCUCGGUUUAACCCGUAUCACAUUCCCGGGAUACCGUCACACAGAUCUAAUGGAAAUCAUCAGUACCCGUCUGGCCAGUGUACCGGGUAAUAUCGUUGACCCAGACGCCGUCCAAUUCGCAAGUCGCAAAGUAGCCGCGGUCAGCGGUGAUGCUCGACGAGCUUUGGACAUCUGCCGUCGAGCAGUUGAAAUCGCCGAGCAAGCAGCCGACGAGGCUGCUGCCGCAGAUGACGCCAAAGAUGAAACCGAAUCAUUGCCUCCCACACCCAGCAAAACUCCCGCCCGGCGCAACAAGGCUAUCGCAGCCAAAGCAGCCGGGGAAUCAGCCGUCGCUAAACCCCCUGCAAAGGGCCAACCCGGGCGCGUCACUAUCGCCACUAUCAAGCAAGCCAUUCACGAAGCUACAUCAACUCCACUCCAGCAAUCCUUGCGCUGUCUCCCACUAUCAGGAAAGCUCUUCCUCGCCGCCCUACUAGCCCGCGUCCACCGGACAGGCAUUUCAGAAUCUACAUUCGGCGACGUUCUGGACGAAGCCCGCCGCAUCGCCGAUGCAGCCGUCGCCGUUGCUGGAGCUGCUGGCGCCGGCGUGAAAGAUUUCCUGCUGGGCGGAGGCCCCAGUGCUCGCGUGCGGAGCCUUGGCCAUGCGGCCAUGUCGCUCAUGAACUCGGGUAUCCUGGCGCUGGAGCAGGGCUCUGGCUCUAAAAGCGUGCUUGGGGGUACUACGAUUCCCACUCGCGGCGACCGCAGUAGUAAAGUUCGGCUUAGGGUUGCGGCAGAAGAUGUCAGGUCCGCUUUCAGGGAGGAUGUUGAGGCUAAAGGCUUUGGUUUGGGUAUUGAGCAGUGA
Molecule: messenger RNA, 2364 nt
Organism: Penicillium samsonianum
Lineage: Eukaryota; Fungi; Ascomycota; Eurotiomycetes; Eurotiales; Aspergillaceae
Product: origin recognition complex subunit 1
Exons: 3
Coding region: 1-2364 (787 amino acids)
Biological process (GO): mitotic DNA replication checkpoint signaling; DNA replication initiation
Cellular component (GO): nuclear origin of replication recognition complex
Molecular function (GO): ATP binding; chromatin binding; DNA replication origin binding
Source: RefSeq, a predicted model, not a curated record